AUGGCACAUGUUCCCUGUUUAAUUACUGUCCAAGGAUGGAAGAAGUUUGUGUUAGUGUUGAUAUGUUUAUGUAUAUUGAUAUACUGUAUUACCUCACUCUUCUCACAUGAUCGUCAGAUGUGGGAUGUCAAUUUUAAUGAUUGGAAUGUAACAGGUGAUAACUGUGGGGUGACAUGUAAACCAGAACAACAUACUUUUUAUAUUAAAACUGGGGACUCCAACUUGUAUGGACCUACUAUUUGCUAUGAUGGAAAAAUAUAUAUAAGUAAUGAAUUAAAGAAUUAUGGAAGAGGUCUCAAUAUUUUACUCAUAGAUGAUAAAACAAAGAAAGUUACAGACAUAAGAUCAUUUGAUACUUAUGAAGACGAAGCUCCUCUGAUACGCUUUCUGAAGAAAACUGUUCCAGAAAAUGGGAUUAUAUUGGUUGCCAGUUUUGAUGAUGCUUCUCAAAAUUUAAAAGAAGAUAGUAGAAGGUGGUUAAAGUUGUAUGGUAGUAAAGCUGUAACUGAUCUUAGUUAUCGUGAAGGAUUUGUAAUGGUAGGACAACGUGGCUUGAAUGAAGGACUGGCUGUUGAAUUUGUAGUAAAGAAAAGAAAUGCAGCAUUCGCCCCUUAUGUAGAGAAAGCUGGUUGUUUUGAUAUUCCUUUGGGAGAACAACACAGUGUAGAGUUAUUAUUACCAGAUGUAUUAUAUAAACAAGAGAUUAGUAUGGGUGAAGUAUUAUUAAACUGUGGUUACGAGGGAGUAUGUCAGGCUGACAGUUUCCCUGUUCGUAUUGAUACAGGACAAUCUGAUAAAAUAUCAUUUCAAAUCUGUGUUAAUGGACAUGUAAUGAUGAGUGAUGCGCUGAAUAAAGGAGGUAGAGGUUUUAAUGUAUUAGUUAUAGAUUCUGUACAUCUACAACCAACAGCUACCAUUCAUGUUGAUACUUAUAAUUAUGACAGUACUGAUUUAGAAGUAUUUUUAGAAUCACUAAAUAAAGGUGAUAUUGUGAUAGCUGUAGUCAGAGACGAGGCCUCCAGAAAAUUAAGUCAUCCAGCUAAAGAAUUAUUAAAUAAACUAGGAAGCGGUCAUAUACAGAACCUGAAAUUCCGAGAUGUUUGGUAUUUUAUCGGUCAGAAUGGAAUUAAUGGUUUCACAACAUAUGAACAGAUAAGCUAUGCUGGUGUAGAUGGAGAAUGGCCAAAAGCUUUAGAGAAUUCCUUUUGUGUACCAAAGAAAAUAACUGGAAGACAGAUUAUUCCUGAUCCUGAAGUCCAUAGAAAUGAUGAAAGAAGAGGAUUCUGUAAAAAAUAUAAAGGAUAUUAUGAACUCUGUGAUCCGGCCCAUGUUGAUGAUAUUAUCACCCCAGUAAAGAUACUGAGUCAGCAAUUAGAGACUAAUAAAAUAUACUCUACCCCUAUACUUAUUAUACCAGGUAUGAAUCACAAUGCUCUAGUUAGAACUCUACAAACAACAUUGAUGCAACCAGGUAUCAAUACAGACUUUGUCACGAUAUUUUGGGAUGAAAAGUUUCCAGAGUAUGGGGAACUGGCUGGAUUGUUCAAAUUUCAAAACCAGUCUAUACCUGGUAGUCUUCGUUAUCAAGAUCAAGUGAUGAAAGCUAUUUCAGCUGGUUUAAGAUUAUUCCCUGAGAAGGAUUAUUUUAUAGUGUUAGAAGAAGAUUUAUUACUGACAGCAGAUUUCUUGAAUUUUAUGUCCCAAUGUGUAGAAACUUUAGGAAUGGAUGAAUCUCUUAUUGGAGUCUCAGCCUGGAAUAUCAAUGGAUAUGAUGAGUUAAGUGGGAACAACUCUUUAAUGUAUCGAGUAGAAGAAUUUCCAGGUCUGGGCUUCAUGAUGAAAAGAUCAGCUUUAAAAUUAUUGAUAGAGCCACAAAACUUCAAAACAUGUUGUACACACAGAGUAUGGAUAGGUUGGAAUGUUAAACCUGAACUAGAAGGAGAGAUGUUGGUACCUGAUGUAUCGCGAGUAUUUAGACAGGCUAUUCAAGGUGCAGGAAAUACAGAUGAAUAUAUACAAGCAAUAUUUAACAGACCAAGAGUAGCUAAUUUACAAAGUGAUGUUUUAUUAACCGGGAUGAAUAAAUUAACUAACACAGCGUAUGAAGAAUUAAUAGUAGAUGAUUUAAAACAAUCAAUUGUUGUUUUACCUGGUGAAAUUACACUGUGUUAUCAAUCUGGAGGGUUCAUUAAAGAAUUCAACCAAUCUUCACAAGGUACACCAAUCUCAGUAUUUUACAAACAAGAUCAUACCCAUGAUUACACCUUAUUGAAUAAAUUAAUUAAAUGUUUUGGUUUUUAUGUCCCAGACAAAUAUCCACCUAGAAAUUUACAUAAAGGUUUGUUUAGGUAUUAUUUUAUGAAAAGAAAUAUAUAUUUAGUUGGUUCAGAGACAAUUUAUUAUCCAUAUUUACCCCAGGAUAAGAUCAGUGAGGUCAAUCCAGGCACUGGUGGAGGUUGA
Messenger RNA from Lottia gigantea (owl limpet), 2460 nucleotides. RefSeq lists its product as hypothetical. NCBI's taxonomy places the organism in Eukaryota, Metazoa, Mollusca, Gastropoda, Lottiidae. Gene Ontology annotation, molecular function: beta-1,3-galactosyl-O-glycosyl-glycoprotein beta-1,3-N-acetylglucosaminyltransferase activity. Bases 1 to 2460 code for a protein of 819 amino acids. The transcript is spliced from 25 exons. Gene Ontology annotation, biological process: protein O-linked glycosylation via N-acetylgalactosamine. The record is from RefSeq and is a predicted model, not a curated record. Gene Ontology annotation, cellular component: Golgi membrane.